CAAAGUUGAAACACGGUUGUAAACACAGACAGUUGCACGCUAGCCGAAUACUUUCAUUGUACCAUGUAUUUAUAUGCGUGUUUUUCCUAAAGUGUAUUAGAACUACUCUGCUAUAACAAAAGCACACGAAUAUUUUUUUUUUUUUUAUUGUUGUCGAAGUUGCAGGAAGGACAGCACGGACUCAUGUAGCUGCUUAAAUGUUAGUCGUUUGCUAGCGUUAGCGUUAGCCCCAGGUGGUGUGUCGACAUGGAUCCGCUGAGUUUAGUAGUAGAUGAAGUGUCGUUGGAGGGGCUGGACGGUAUAACUAUUCCCACUCUCUGGAUACGACUAGAGGAUAGAAACCCAAAGUUUCCCCUGAAGCUCGACGACUGCACCAAAGAGUUUAUCUGGAGCUCGCUUGUCAACAACAACGAGCUAACCUUCUAUGAGCUUCCGCAGAACAGAGAUGAUGUGGAGCUGGAUGACCGGUUUCAGGACAUUGACCCCGAAACAGGCAUUGAAACCAAAGAAUGCUUUGAAACAAAGAAAGAUAUUUACCCAGUCCAGAUUAUUCUAGAAAACAAGGCUGGGAUACAAGGCUCUUGCAUCUACUUCAAGGAGAGGAAAGAUGUUACAAAGCAUAUUCGCUCCCAGUCCAACACUCCGCUGAUUACCCUGGAUGGUGCUUUGAAAAGAUAUAAUCGAAAGCUGGUUGUCGUGGCCUCUCAGAAACUGCGAUUCCGAACUCUGAUUGGUUCUGAGAGCGACCCGGACUUAAAACUCAGUGAUGACUCUUACUGUGUGUUGGAGCGAGUCGGCCGGGCCCGUUGGCAGGGAGAGCUGCAGAGGGACCUGCACGUAUGCUCCUUCAAAAUCGAUGCUCGUAAGUUGCACUACUUGAGGAAGUCUCUGGUCAGACACGGACUGAUCACCAUACAGUCUCACGUCACCCGAGUGAGACAGUCCAGACAGCAGCAGCACUCCAUCCUCCUGCUGCUCAAACGCUUCCAUGUUAACAGAAGGAGCAAAUAUGACAUACUAAUGGAGCAGGUGUCCACCUUCCUGCAGAGGACACCUGGUCAGUUUACCACUUUGGUCACACUCAGAGAACAUCUUAACGUGGAUGACAGAACAUUCAAGCGUGUAUAUCAGUACAUGCGAGCAGGUAAAUUGGCUGACCUUUGCCGUGUACCUAUGGAGGAGGUGGAUCCAAGUUCUGGGCCCUGCAAAACCAAAAGAGGGGAUAAAUUGCUCGUGCGCUGUUUGAAAAUGGUCAAGCCUUAUUCAAAGAAGGGUGUGGCUGAUGAUGACGAUGAUGAUGAUGAUGAAGAUGACGAUGAAAGUGGAGCAAGAAGAGGGCCAUUUACCCCAGAGGGACGAAUUAUGGAGAGGGACGUCCUGUCACAGGCCUAUGACAUCAUUGUUGCCAGUGGAACAAAGGGAAUUGCAAUGAGGGCUCUAGGCUGUAAGAUGAACGUUGGCAAACUGGAGUCUCGCAUGAUCUGCAGAAAACUGGAGAGAGAAGGUGUCAUUAAGGGAUUCAUGGAGGAUGUGGGUCGACAGAGGAUCACAAAAUUCAUCAGCCACAAGUGUGUGGGUGUGAGUGAUAAACUCCAGCUGUUUGCCAAAGAGCAGGAACGCAACAAGCUCCUCUGCUCCUCUGCUCCAGUACCACCCAACAGUGCACCUGCCUCACCUAAAACACCUUCAACCUCUAAGCGGUCCACGAAAAGAAAAGGCAAAACACCUGCGGCAAAGGGGAAGCAGAGGGAAGCAGGUGGAGAUGCAGAAAAAGAGGCGGAGGAGGAUGUGACGGUGUGUGCUGGUGAAGAGGAGAAACCAGCCGGCGGUGGCAGUGAUGAAGAUAAAUCACAAGGAGGAGAGACGACGGACAAGACGAGUGAUGUGACAAUAAACCAGACACAGCGUGAGAGUUCUGUAGUAGAAGCGGCAGCUGCUGAAUGUGAAUCCUCAGCCUUAAACGAGUCCAGGACCGGGACAGAUUCUGUUUCCUGUACAGAGCAAGCCCCAGGUGACGAAGACAAUUUCUGCUCAAGUUCAAUCAUUCCUGUGGAGCAGAGUGAAGCAGUUUCUGUUGCAGCAGACACCAGCGUUGUGGUUGUGGAGGAUAUUCCACCUCCGAAACUGGUCUCCAGCAGUGACAAAUCCAGAAAGUCAUUGGAGAGAUCUCACGAGACGUACCGCCUCCUGAGGAGAAAGAACAUGAUCGUCGAGGCCGUCCACGACGCCAAAGUCAUAGACGGCCUUUUCCCGCUGCAGAAGAUGAUCAACGAGAAAGAGAAGGAGGAUGGAAUGAGCUCAAAGUGUUGCAAGAAAACUAUUUUGCGCCUGGUUCAGACUCUGUCCAGAGAAGGUUUAGUGAAGUUCUACACAACCACUGUCAUACAGGAUGGAGUUAGCAAAAAGCUUGAGAUGGUUGUUCAUCCUUCAGUUCAACCUACUGAUGACAUUGUUCAGAGAUGUAUCGAACAGGUCCGCUUCAAGAUCUCCAGCUCCUACUCAGCUGGAUGUCAGGCUGAUGAAAAAAAAAUUGAACAAACAAAAGCGUCAGAUGGGACAGAGCCAAAAAGCCAAAAAAACAAAGCAAACAAGAAAAAACCCAGCAAAGACACAAAAUUCAGUCCCACACCAGUGAAAGGACUGGGGAAGAGUUUGGGCUUCCAGCCUAAGAUGCAUCGUCUGCGUGUUGUUCAUAACUUCCUCUGGCACAUGAUUUAUGGACACCCGCUCCGAAACAGCUCACAAUCAACUCUCUUAAACAGCUCUGAAUCUAACGCCACUACCGAGUCCUCAGAUGCACCUCAGUCCAUAACACAGUCAUCUGAAGCCGCUGCCAUCAGCUCUGUAGAGCCUGAGGCAGGUGAUUCAGCUGUGACCAGCCUGGAUCCAACUUCAUCAACUGAUGAGGAUGACGAUGCAAUGUCUGCUGGUCACUCCCAAUCGGAAAUGACCGUGUACUCGGAUGAGGAUUCAUGGAAAAAAUACAUCCCUCCUAUCCGUGUUAAUAAAGAUUACGGCAGUGGCUGGGCCAUGGUGGGUGACCUACUCCUCUGCCUGCCCUUGUCUGUCUUCAUUCAGGUCAUCCAGAUCAACUAUCAGGUUGAUGGACUGGAGGAAUAUCUGAACGACACAGAGAAGCAGCAUUACCUCGUUAGGUCUCUGCCGUCCAAAAUGAGAAGACAGCUGCUUUAUAAACGGAGGUACAUCUUCAAUUUUCAUGAGAACUUGCAGAAGUUGGCCUACAUGGGUCUGAUACAGUUUGGUCCUGUGGAGAAGUUUAAGGAUAAAGAUCAGGUGUAUGUGUACGUGAAGUGUAACGCCACCAUUGUUGACACCACCAACGCUGAGCCUCACUAUUGGCUGGUCACAGAGUCACCUGACAAACCAUUUGAGAGACGUCAGUAUACAUUCAACACAGCUGAAGACACAGAAAACUACUGGUUUGACCUGAUGUGCGUCUGUCUCAAUACACCUCUGGGGGUCAUCCGCAGUAAAAGGUCUAUCACAGAGGAGGAAGCAGUUCCAUCGUUUGUGCGUGAUCGCGCUGUGUUUGCAGGAUUGGCAUAUCUGCUCAAAGGGAGUCGCGAUGUGUGUGAUGACGGUUCGAUACCAGGAGACGGUAAAGGAGCAGGAGGUCUGGACUCUGAGUUCUUUGCUCACCUUAAACGCAACUGGUUGUGGACCAACCACCUACUCGCAGUCAAGACGAGGCAUCCUGGUUUAGGUCCAAAGGAGGCCCAGAUGAGACUGAAGAGUCUGAGUAAAACUGCUCUGAGAAUCGUGCUUAAAGCUGGAGGAUCUGCAACACCUCGUUACGUAACUGCCAAGAAAAUGCUCAUCACAGAGGAAACUGUCGAGGUGGCGAUAGAGCCGGCGAGCAGAAACCAGCAGGUGGUUGGAGGAAGGCGGCAGAAGAGGAAGAGAACCAAAAAGGAGGUGGUCAAGGUCCCACGCAAAAAGAAAAAAGAGCCUAAAAAGAGAACCCCUGCCCAUGACGAGGCAGACCAUAAAGCUUUAAAACUGAUGACCAGACAGAGAGUUUACUGGUCUGUGCAAGAGGACUCACUGAUGAUGCUCUGCAGUGUGGCCUCACACCUGCUCAACAGCAAGCUCAAGAGGCCUUUUGUUCCUUACUGUGUGGUAAGAGACCUGCUCCACGCUGAGUUUGAGAAAUCCAGGGAUAAAACGUCUCUUGCCACUGGACGUCGUACACGAUACAUCCUCAAGAAUCCUCAGACGCUCCUCAACUACAGGAUCUGCUUGGCUGAAGCUCACCAGGACAAACAUCUCAUGAGACUGUUGGACGAGAACAAUCCUGCUGAUCCUGAUAAACCUGAGGAUUGUAGUAAGGCGUUCCUAGAGUACACCAAGCUGCUCAGGCAGAAGUUCAGCUCAGCCAUGAACUCCAGUGAAAGCAUCCUGCCAGACACCAAACAGCAGCUGUGCUCUCGGUUUAAAAUCUGUGCAAUAGACAGUGGAAAACAGGUUUUAUGGAAAGACAUACUCAGCUGCACUGAGGACAUCCAUGCAAUCGUCCUCUGUAAUCUGAUUCAAAGCACUCUGGCCAUGACCAACUCUCAGAUGAAGAACUCCAGAUCUUUUCAGACCUUCCACAUGUACAGUCAGUAUAACCAGGAGCUGCUGUGUCAAGUCUUCAUACAUUGCAGGAAGAGAGGUCUGGUCAACAGACGUCGAGUGAGUAAGAUGUUUGGGCCGAAGAAGAACAGAGCGCUGCCCAUCCUGCCCAUGUCCUACCAGCUGUCCCAGUCCUACUUCAGGUCUUUCUCAUUUCGUUUUCCUCACACUCUGUGCACUGACACCUUCCGCUUCUUGAGGACUCUGUUAAACAGUGGGGCAGGAGACGACAGACCUUUCACAUCAUUCCACCAUGAAACAGAGAACAGGUCCGGGAUUGGGGAAAUGCUGGAGUCCAGGAAGACGUCUCAAAAGAAGGGAAAGAAAGAAAGCGGAGCGACGACUGAACCAGACGGCACAAAGGAAGACGACCACAACCAAAGCAAGACGGAGGGAGACCAGAAGAUCACGGAAGUGGACGUUGAUAAUGAAAGAACAGAGGCAGAAACGAGACCAGAUGAACUCAAAAACCAAGAUGAUUGUCUAACUUCAGGUUCCACAAGAGAGGAAACGGACAGUCCCGAAACGGAGCAUCCUGGAGGGUCCUUAAACACAGCAUCUCCGGGUCCAGAUGAGUCUUUGGAUGUGAGCAACCUGGUGCAGUUCUCUCUGGACUUUCCAGGUGGAGCAUGUGCAGCCGCUCUCAGCCUCAUGACCCUGGGGCUGGUGUCCGUCCACAUGUCCAUCCCCAAACAGAUGGUGGUGGUGGACAGCACCCUAGUGGACAACGAUGUGGUCAAGAGUAUGGCCACGCUUGAGGAUGAAGAUGACGACGAUGAUGAUGGAGAGGAGUGUGAGGGCCGAAAGAGGUUGCAGGUGAAGGCCCAUCAAGCAUCACACACCAACUACCUGAUGAUGCGAGGAUACUGCUCUCCUGGAAUAGUCAAACUCCGUAACCUGAACACCACUGAUAACAUCGUCGUGGAGUCUUGUAUUAUGAGGCUGCAGCUGCGGAACUCACCUGCUCAUCACAUGUUCACUGUGCCAAGCUCUCCUCCGCUGGACUUAUCCAAAUGUGGUCCAUCCCUGCUGCCCCCGGUCCUCACCUCCUCCAUCAGGUCCUCUGCCUCAUCACAAACUGCGGAGGAGCGUGACGGCCGUUUGAUCGAGCAGAAGGGAUACACUCGUCAGGACACCGAGGUAUGUGCUCGAAUCAGGAGGAGUUUAGAUGAAGCCGGGGACAAAGGCGUGGAUGUACAGGACUUCAAGGAGGCUCACAGAGACCUGGAGGAGCCGCGUUCUGGACGGACCAGGAGCCUGCAGCGAUACAUGCAGGACUUGGUAGAAGAAGGCGAAGUGUUGCAGGUCGGGGCUGUAGGCGCUCGAUGGGUGCUCAUGCAACAUGCCCAGCCGUGGCUGCUAACCAUCAAAUCCAACCACUGGUCCCAGUCACGACUAACCCCCGAAGGGCUGCCGCUUCUGGACAAUCAGCACCGCAUCCCCUUCAUGCGCAAAAGAAACCGGAGAGGAGCCCAGGAAGGGACGGAGGAGACAGAGGAGACUCCAGCCAAAAAAGCAGCUUUGGAUGAAAACCAGGACGAAAAGGCAGGAAGUGAAAAUACAAGCGAGAAACUGAAUGAGGAGGAAGAGCAGAAAGAAGGAGCAGAUGAAGAGAGAGGAGAAGAGGAAGAGUUAAAGAGGACACAGCCGGAAAAAGAAGACAAGAUGCAAACUGAGACGAGACAAGAAAAAGUGACGAGACUGAGAAGAAACAGUGUGAGUGAGGAGCCGUGCUGUGGUCCGACGGAACAGGCCGAUCCGACUGAUGAGAACAUGAGCUUCAUCAGUCGUCCGUGGCGUAUGGUCGACGGCAAACUGAACCGGCAGGUGUGUAAGGGCAUGAUGGAGGCCGUCCUCUACCACAUCAUGUCCCACCCUGGAAUCCUGCAGGACACGCUGCUGCAGCAUUACAAAGACGUCCUGCAGCCCAUGGCCGUACUGGACCUCGUUCAGGCGCUCAUAGAUAUGGGAUGCGUGAAGAAGAAAACGCUGCGGAAAACUCCCAAACCGUCACUGUUCAGCCGCUUCACACACCAGGUAAAAAGUGACACCGAAGUAAAGUCGGAGGAACCGGACGCUGUGUUUUAUGAGCCGACCAUCUGCUGCUGCCUACGCCUCAGCCGGGUGUUACCCAACGAACGCCACUGGAACUCCGAGUUACCAUGAAAAGGGUCUGGUUAGUAUGUUCAGACUUAGUGUUUGUGGUUGUUACAGAACAGACAUUUCUGUAAAUGUUGUCCAUAAUUUUACAGUUUUUGUAUUUUUUUCUGUGUCUUGUUUAAGGUAAAAUUAUGGGUUAAAUAAAUUUCUCAGUUUACGGGUUUCCUGUUGUA
Sphaeramia orbicularis (orbiculate cardinalfish) is the source of this 6968-nucleotide messenger RNA. RefSeq names its product general transcription factor IIIC subunit 1 (gene gtf3c1). Gene Ontology annotation, biological process: 5S class rRNA transcription by RNA polymerase III; transcription initiation at RNA polymerase III promoter. The record is from RefSeq and is a predicted model, not a curated record. Gene Ontology annotation, cellular component: transcription factor TFIIIC complex. NCBI's taxonomy places the organism in Eukaryota, Metazoa, Chordata, Actinopteri, Kurtiformes, Apogonidae. The coding region runs from base 247 to 6801 and encodes 2184 amino acids. Gene Ontology annotation, molecular function: DNA binding. The transcript is spliced from 40 exons.